AUGGGGAAGGUACUCUGUGAUUCCACCACGGCUGUAGCCAAGUCGUUUCCGACCACCUCACCGACCGUUAAUUGGAGGGACCAGAACUCUUCCGCCGUGAUUGAUGCUAAUGGAGCUCUGGAUCUUCUGGACCAGACGGCGGCCGUCGUGGCCACUGCCUGGGAUGAUGUUCUUGGUCUUGAGGACCAGCAGAGGCGGCAGCUUCAGAGACUUCAUGCCAAGGGCGUUCUCUGGAAGCAACCGGAGCUGGAUGGUGGAGAUUCCUCUUCGGCGCGGUUGAGAUCUGUUGUGUUUCGGCUCUCGCAUGGCGGUGAGGUGUCUUCUGAUGGAAAUUGCUUGUUUACGGCUUCUCACAAGGCUAUGAGUAUGGCGCGUGAGGUCGACGCUCGCGAGCUCCGGCGCCGGACGGUGAGGCGAUUCUUGGAGGAUUUUGAAUCUGCAAGAUUGGAGGAGAAGGAGGUGAUUAAUGACGCGAUUAGUCAUCUGUACUCGCCCGAUCUGAAGAAUGGAUGGGGAAUCCAUGUGGUUCAAGAGGUUAAAUUGUUGACCAAGAAAGAGGAUCGGCCGGCAUUGGACGGAGCUAUCGACGAGCUCGUUCAACUUGGAAUGCAGAGAGAAACGGCGGCGGAGUCGAUUUACAAAGAAAGAUGUAUUCCGAUUAACGACGGUGCUAGUUGGGCGAAAUACAUGUCAAUUUCCGGUUCCCAUAGCGAUGAGUACGAUAUUAUUACUCUGCAAUAUGCAGAGGACGGAUUGUUACAUGUGGAUGAGAACAGAGAGGGCCACGCCGCAGCUUUUGGGGAUGACAUAGCGAUUGAAUGUCUUGCAACAGAGUUCAAGCGUGAGAUAUACGUUGUGCAAGCACAUGGAUCCGAUGCAAUGGUUGAUGAAGAAAAUUGUGUUUUCUUUCUUCCACACCGUCCCAGGAGCGAAAUUUGCGAAGUUCCUUUCUUUCUUUUCAUGAAAGGAACAGGUUGGUGCGGCGCCGGAGCUGACCAUUACGAGCCUCUCAUCGCCCACUGUUCUUCGUUUGUUUCACAGGAGAAAGUGGCAAUGGUACUUUGAGGUCUCAGUGCUGCAAUUUUGUGGCUUAGAUUUCGAGUAGAGAAUUAAUUUAGUAAGUCAAUUUAUUCUUGAGGGUAUUAUUUGACGGCUUGCAAUCAGAAUGGGAGGAAUCAAAAUCUAGGUUGCAUUGCCUUACAUUCUUUUUGU
This is a messenger RNA of Cucurbita pepo subsp. pepo (vegetable marrow), 1212 nucleotides long. RefSeq lists its product as uncharacterized. The record is from RefSeq and is a predicted model, not a curated record. Lineage: Eukaryota; Viridiplantae; Streptophyta; Magnoliopsida; Cucurbitales; Cucurbitaceae.